UCACAGCCUUCAGUUGUGACUCUUGAAGAGAAGACAAGAGAAAAGGCACGAAUCCUGUGUGUCAGUGAUUGAUCAUGUCUCACUCAGGUGCUCAGGGCAGUAUUGGCAGUCACCCUGCUAUUGGCCUACGCAAUCACAAGAUAUACCUCUAUGAAUAUGAAAACUUCCGAGGCCGUAGGAUGGACCUGUUUGGAGAGUGCAAUAACCUGUGUGAGAAAGGUUUCAACAGAAUUGGCUCCAUCAGGGUAGAGUGUGGCCCCUGGGUCGGCUAUGAGCAGCAGAACAUGACAGGUGAGAUGUUCAUGUUGGAGAAGGGCGAGUACCCCCGCUGGGAUACCUGGUCCAACAGCUACCGCUGUGAUCGCAUGAUGUCAGUCAGGCCAGUUCGAAUGGAUCCCCAAGAUCACAAGAUUUGCCUGUACGAAGGAGCAAACUUUGAGGGCCGUAAGAUGGAAGUGUGUGAUGAGGAUAUUCCAAGCCUGUGGUCCUACGGCUUCCAGGAUCAUGUCGGAAGCAUUCAAGUUACUGGUGGAACCUGGGUGGGUUACCAAUACCCUGGCUAUCGUGGCUACCAGUAUGUGUUAGAGUUCGGACCUUUCAAGCAUUGGAAUGAGUGGGGAGCCACUCACCCUCAGAUCCAGUCCAUCCGCAGGGUGAGAGACAUGCAGACGCACCGCCGGGGCUGCUUUGAGCUGACACCAUGAAUAAGAGAAAAACAGACUGAAAGUCAACAUUAGGGAUGUCACCAGAGCUGAAAUUUUCCGCAAGGACAGCUAUAGUUGUUUAUCUUAUGUUUAAUGAAAAGACUGGAUGCUUUAAGGUCAAUGAAUGACUAAGAGUUAUGUGAUAAAAAAAGAAACAACUUAAACAACACAUGCCCAUACUUCAAGACAAAAAAAAAAGAUUAUGUUCUAUUUCCAAAUGGGGGAUAAUAGGGUAUUGGUAGCAUCUGUUUACAAUGUUCUUUUUUGUUUUGUUUUGGGGUUUAUUUGCAUGCAACCUUUUUUCACCUACUUUCUUAUGAGUUUCAAGCUGAAACAAUGUCAAUGAAGCAGACCUCUCCAUCUUUCUAAAAUUACAUAGGUUUGUUUACCAUAUCACAGCUUAGAGGGCAGUAGCAUGGACAGUUCUCGGGUUAAUACUGCAGUAAGCUUGUAAGGUAGGGGGAGGCACUAUCUCCUCAUCUCCAAGAUUGAACCCAGAUAUCUCACAGCCCCAGAGGGCUGCACAGAGCUAUGGUUUACUGAAUCUAUAUCCUUUUUCCAGCCUGUAGAUGGGGCUGUCCUGAAGUUUUAAAUUUUACAUUUUCUCAGGGAUGCUGGCAUCUGAAAGCAAUGUUCUUAUGGAAAUCAAAUGAAUGAAAAUAAAACA
This is a messenger RNA of Cyprinodon variegatus (sheepshead minnow), 1371 nucleotides long. It is a transcript of the gene crybb1l3, whose product is annotated as beta-crystallin B1-like. Gene Ontology annotation, biological process: lens development in camera-type eye; visual perception. The coding region runs from base 75 to 704 and encodes 209 amino acids. The record is from RefSeq and is a predicted model, not a curated record. NCBI's taxonomy places the organism in Eukaryota, Metazoa, Chordata, Actinopteri, Cyprinodontiformes, Cyprinodontidae. Gene Ontology annotation, molecular function: structural constituent of eye lens. The transcript is spliced from 7 exons.